CUGCGCGUGCACGCCCCUCGCUUGAGCUGAGCUCACCUGCGCGUCUCAUCUGGGCGCUCGAUGCUAGACUAGCAGGAUGACACGGUACAUUCACAUUUUCAUUUUCAUCCUGACCAAAACCGCGAUUUAUCACGCCAUAGAUCAGACGUUAUAUGUGAAGAACUAUAAGGUGGUCAAACCUCGGCUCGUUCAUGAGCGCUGGAGGAGAAAUGCAGACACAUCACAUACACCUGAACAGGUACAGGAAAGACAUGCUGACAAUGUUACAUACUCGAUCAGCAUUAAUGGCAGCGAGCGAUUACUGCAUCUUACAAAGAACACAGAUUUCUUGUCGGACAACUUUGUCAUGAUUUCCCAGGAUGCACAGAAAGUGAAAGUGCACAGAGAAAAACCUGUGCUCUGCCACUAUCAUGGGUAUGUGGAGGGUUAUGAAGACUCUCUUGUAGCUCUCAGCACCUGUGAAGGUCUCAGGGGUGUGAUUCUCAUGGGUAAUGAAAGCUAUGGAGUGGAACCCGUCCCGCAGUCCAAAGCCAACGAACAUCUCCUCUUUCUGUUGAAAGACAGUCUGCAAGAGCCGUUUGUAUGUGGACUGGCCGAUGAAACGCAUCAAACCGAAGACAUCUCGCAGCAGCCUAGCAUGUCUAUGUUUUUAAGGGAGAAACGAAGCUUGCCUCAGAUCAAAUAUGUGGAGUUGGUAUUGGUAGUUGACCACUUGAGGUUCAACUAUAAGAAUAAAAAUUCAUCUGCAGUGCGGGAUGAGAUGGUCCAACUGGCUAACUUGUUAGAUUCGUAUUACAAACCGCUGAACAUCCGGAUAGCACUGAUUGGUUUGGAGAUCUUUAACAAAGAAAACCCUUUUACUGUGGAGGGCAAUGCUGGAGAGGUGUUGACCAGGUUUGUGAAGUGGAGGAGGGAAGAACUCUUACCUCGACUCAGACAUGACGUGGGUCAGCUCAUUGUAGGUCGCUCAGGUUCGUACCCUGGAGGUGUGCUCGGCAUGGCCUUCGUAGGGACCGUGUGCUCUGCUCACAGCAGUGGAGCAAUCAAUGUGUUCAGCGGCAAUUCUCUGCCGUACUUCUCUACUGUGGUGGCUCAUGAGCUGGGACAUAACUUGGGCAUGAACCAUGAUGUCGAUUACUGUACUUGUAAUGGGGGUUGCGUCAUGGGACCCUCCGCCAGUGGAUCGAGUAAAUUCAGUAACUGCAGUGUGAAGCAUUUCGAGAGACUGAUUUUGAAUGGUGGUGGGGUGUGUUUAAAGAACCCACCCUCUUCUGGCCACAUCAUCACAGUGCCCACCUGUGGGAACGGCAUUCUGGAAGAUGGAGAACAAUGUGACUGUGGCAGCCCGGAGGUGUGCAAAAAUAAAUGUUGUGAUGCCGCUACAUGCACUUUAACAAAGAACUCAGCCUGUGGCACAGGAGUUUGCUGUGAAAACUGUCAGAUCAAAGUGUCUGGAUCCCCCUGCAGACCGUCGGCGAACCCCUGUGACCUUCCCGAGUUCUGUAAUGGGACGUCUGAGUUCUGUCCGGGAGAUUUCUACUUUAUGGACGGCCUGCCGUGUGCCAGUAAAACCGCGUACUGCUAUGAGGGCCGCUGUCAGACGCUGGACUAUCAGUGCAAACAGCUCUUUGGCUCAGAGGCGACUAAAGCAGAUGAAAAGUGUUUCAGUUAUGUCAAUUCAGUCGGUGAUAAUUUUGGGAACUGUGGAAAACCUGGUGAUCGUCCGAUUGCUUGUGUUGGGGAGAACACUAUGUGUGGGAAAAUUCAGUGCCUGUUUGACAGCAACGAGCCUCCGGCAGGAGCCAAAGUCAGUGUACAGUAUCUAGACGGAGGCCAAAUCAAAUGCAUGAACGCUGACUUUAACAUGGGUACGGAUGUGCCAGAUCCAGCAUAUGUCAAAACCGGCUCAGUCUGUGCUCCUGGAAAGGCGUGUGUGGACUUUACCUGUACAAAUUCUUCAGUUCUGGAUCAGAGUCAGAAGUGUGACGCCCAGAAAAACUGUAACAGUAAUGGAGUGUGUAAUGAUCAAUUUAACUGUCAUUGUAAUGACGGCUGGGCUCCUCCCAACUGUGACAAAAGAGGUAGAGGUGGAAGUAUUAACAGCGGACCUGCACAGAUCGAUUAUUCGCUCAGAGAUGGUCUUCUGAUCUUCUUUCUUCUGGUGGUCCCAAUUCUGGUGGUCUUAAUCAUUGUUUUGCUCUAUGUGUUUAAACGGGACAGCCUUAAGCGUUGUGUCAAGGGCCGCCCCUCUAAACGCAACAGGUCAUCUAAUGAAGCGAAUGGUCCUACGAAUGCCCAGGCAAAUGCACAGUCUAAUGGAAAUGCGACAAGAACGUCCACCCCGCAGUCAAUGACGCAGCCAAACGCGCCAUCACGUCUAGUGAAUACCUCAGUAUCUCAACCAAGACAAGGACCAGGAGUGCCCAGACCAAUCCCACCCAGACCAGUCCCACCCAGAUAGACACAAGUCCCAGUGUGAAGGCAUGACAGGGGGAAACUGUCUUUGUCUGUCGAAUAUCUGUAAACCAACAUUUUUGAAACAGAUGAAGGAUUAACGUUGUUUUUAACUAAUUAUGACUAAAGUAUUUGCUACUUAACGUUAUUAAAAAUGUUUACAAAGAUUUGUAUAAAUGUUUUUUCUAUUGUAAAGAUAUCUGAAUGUACUCUGAACACAUAUUACGAUUCUUUUUCUCUGUAUGGCUUUUUCAUCUGUAUUGUGUUAAACAGCACUACAAACAUUUAGAAUUUGUUUUAUAACGUUCAAAAUCAGGUUGACUGGUUAUUUUUAUGGACUGUGGUCGUGGUUUUGUUGGCCCUGUUAUCACAAUUCCACAGUGUAAAAUUGUACAAAUUGUAAUGUUAUAUAAUAAUGAAUAAUAAAAGACAUUGUUUUAUUGAUUAAAAGAUA
Molecule: messenger RNA, 2908 nt
Organism: Triplophysa rosa
Lineage: Eukaryota; Metazoa; Chordata; Actinopteri; Cypriniformes; Nemacheilidae
Gene: adam9b
Exons: 22
Coding region: 77-2461 (794 amino acids)
Biological process (GO): proteolysis
Cellular component (GO): plasma membrane
Molecular function (GO): metalloendopeptidase activity
Source: RefSeq, a predicted model, not a curated record